This is a messenger RNA of Cercopithifilaria johnstoni, 1206 nucleotides long. The record is from the annotation of a GenBank genome assembly. Lineage: Eukaryota; Metazoa; Nematoda; Chromadorea; Rhabditida; Onchocercidae.
AUGUUUCGCGUGCAUUCUGUAACUUUUACGGCUUCUGCAUUGAGUGCCUUUGUGUUGUUCGUAUGCCUUAUUGCAAUGAUAUAUAUCAAGAGAGAUGUUCAAGAUGCUUACAGAUCACUGGACACCGAAAUGCGUCACUUCAAAGUGAUCACUGAUGAUUUAUGGAACGAUCUGAUAGUACUUGGGCGAAAUCCUCCAAAACGACGCCAAAGGAGACAAAAUGAGAAGGGUUCAGACAGUACUUAUCAGUCCACUGAAACCUUCCGGAACAAGGCAUCACCAGUUACUGAUAACCGACACGAUUAUCUCACAUCCGAUUCUUCUGCUCCAUUUCCCUCUACUGAAAGUAGUAUUUUAUUGGAAUCUAGCAAGUUAAAAUUAAAUGGUGAUAGAAACAAAGAAUCGGAUCAAUUUUUUAAGCCACUUACCGGAUCACUCCUUUCAAACAUAGGUGGUAAACAGAGGGCAAAGGGUUUUCCGCCAAGUGGACCGCAAUUAGCCGAUAUUUGCAAAUGUUCUAACCAAAACUUAUGUCCAGCUGGACUACCAGGCCCGAAGGGUCCAUCGGGACAUGCUGGAUUAGAUGGUAUACCUGGCAUUGAUGGGCAACAUGGCAAGGAUGCUGAAAAUAUGUCAUCGCUUCACAAUGAAGCACCAUGUUACCACUGUCCCCGAGGGCUGCCUGGCAUUCCAGGAGCGGUUGGGAAGCCGGGUUUAAGAGGAAUUACAGGUGCAAAGGGUCGAAGUGGAGUUCCUGGAAGAAAUGGGCAACCAGGAUCACCUGGUGAGCCUGGACUGGCAGGACCUGUAGGGAAAGACGGUGAAAUGGGUCCACCAGGCUUCAAAGGUUCAGACAUGCACCAUUUAGUUGGUCGUCCUGGUUCGAAAGGAUCAAGAGGAUCAUCAGGACCAGCAGGACCGCCUGGAGACAAAGGUGCUGAAGGACAAACUGGUAAAGCUGGUCCACAAGGUCCGCCAGGAAACCCUGGGCCUGCUGGUCCACCUGGUCCUCAAGGACAAAUGGGAUCUGAAGGUGAAGAAGGAAGGCCUGGAAAAGAUGCCGAGUAUUGUCCGUGUCCACCACGCAGAUCUGACAUCGCUCAUCAUCAGCGCAAAGAACAGAAAGCAACAGCUGCGUUAUACAACAGCUAUGGUGAGAAAGAUGGGAAGCCGAUUAGCGAGGGCUCUCCUUACAACAGGCUGUAA